Molecule: messenger RNA, 1614 nt
Organism: Piliocolobus tephrosceles (Ugandan red Colobus)
Lineage: Eukaryota; Metazoa; Chordata; Mammalia; Primates; Cercopithecidae
Product: BTB/POZ domain-containing protein 2-like
Exons: 3
Coding region: 25-510 (161 amino acids)
Biological process (GO): neurogenesis
Cellular component (GO): cytosol; P-body
Source: RefSeq, a predicted model, not a curated record
GCAUGGGGGUGACAGGACUCAGGGAUGACAGAGGUGGGGGGUGUGGGCCAGCCCCAGCUCACCUUAGGCUGUCCCUGGGCAUCCACACGGCCACCUGUUCUCUGCCACGGCAGGUUCUCAGUCAACAAGCGCAUCUUCGUGGUGGGAUUUGGGCUGUACGGAUCCAUCCACGGCCCCACCGACUACCAAGUGAACAUCCAGAUUAUUCACACCGACAGCAACACCGUCCUGGGCCAGAACGACACGGGCUUCAGCUGCGACGGCUCAGCCAGCACCUUCCGCGUCAUGUUCAAGGAGCCGGUGGAGGUGCUGCCCAACGUCAACUACACGGCCUGUGCCACGCUCAAGGGCCCAGACUCCCACUACGGCACCAAAGGCCUGCGCAAGGUGACACACGAGUCGCCCACCACCGGUGCCAAGACCUGCUUCACCUUUUGCUAUGCGGCCGGGAACAACAAUGGCACCUCCGUGGAGGACGGCCAGAUCCCCGAGCUCAUCUUCUACACCUAGGCUGCCCGGCUCUGCCUCCGCCACCGCCUCCCUGUGCGGGGAAGGCUGGGCCCCGAGCUCAUCUUCUACACCUGAGCCACCCGACACCGCCCGCCCUCCAUGGGGACAGCCGCAGCCCCGGGCCAUCAUCCGCUGCUGGGGCCCCCCACGUGGUGCCAGGCCCAGUAUCCCCCGGGCCAUCUGUCCAGUCCACGUCACCUUUCACAGCAUCAGGAAGAGGUUGCCCUGCGUUCACCACCACGAGUGCGGCUGCUGGAUCAGGGCAGCCGGGGAGGUGGCGGGUCAGUGGCCAGGCCCUGUGGAGACAGUCCCUCAGGACUGGGGACAGGGCUGUGCUGGCCUGGGCCAGGGCCCACGGGCCCACUGCUCAGGGCACCUGCCCACGUCGUCUGAUGGCGGUACGCGGCGUCCCGUGUUCCUUCACUGCACAUUGCAAUGCACUUGCGAUUUCCAUUUCUCUGCUAGGAGCCAGCCUGGUGGCACCGCUCCCAGAGCCAUGGGUUCCAGACCUGGCAUUCCUUUUGUUCCUGUCCAUUGAUUGGGACACUGAGGCCCCACCUGUCACAUGCCCCAGGCCACCCAACCGCAGCCUGCAGGGUGUUCCCGCUGCCUGGAUACCGGCCCGAGUUCCGCGCAGGAUUCAGUGUGGUGAUGGCCCCUGCUGGAGAGGCCUAGCCUUGGCCCAGGUGGUGAGCGGUUUGCAGUGUCCGUUCUCAUCCACCUGAUGGGCCCAGCCAAGGGCCCCCACUGUCCAGCCUCCCAGGACAGCCCUUGCAGCCCCUGCAGCCCAGUGUGGGACUCAGACCCUGUGCCCCAGAGCUCCCCUGCAGCAGGAUGGGGCUCCAGCCGGCCCCGACCGGGCCAGGGGCACUGCUCGCCUGUACAUACCGUUGCCCUAGCCCGCCUGGUGCCACGGGAGCCACCCCAGGUGCUGGGGGGCACAGCCCCUCCCCACCCCAGGCCACGCCCCCACCCACCCCGCGUGUUUCUGCCGUGACUCCUGGAACCUGCGUCCUCCCCAAAGCCAUGGAGGGGUGUCCUCCUCAGACCGCCCCCCAGAUGAUUUUUUUAAAUAAAGAAACGAACACACCUGCCCUGAGCGCA